This is a messenger RNA of Sebastes umbrosus (honeycomb rockfish), 1669 nucleotides long. RefSeq names its product glutamate receptor ionotropic, NMDA 3B-like. Gene Ontology annotation, cellular component: plasma membrane; postsynaptic membrane. The coding region runs from base 118 to 1368 and encodes 416 amino acids. Gene Ontology annotation, molecular function: NMDA glutamate receptor activity; transmitter-gated monoatomic ion channel activity involved in regulation of postsynaptic membrane potential. The record is from RefSeq and is a predicted model, not a curated record. NCBI's taxonomy places the organism in Eukaryota, Metazoa, Chordata, Actinopteri, Perciformes, Sebastidae. The transcript has 5 exons. Gene Ontology annotation, biological process: synaptic transmission, glutamatergic; ionotropic glutamate receptor signaling pathway; modulation of chemical synaptic transmission.
GUGUUGAAGGACACCAGUUGCUGUAGUUGCUGUAGUUGUUGUAGUUGCUGUAGUUUCCAUAGUAACCGUGUUGCUCUGUGUUGAAGGACAGAUCCUCCUCAGCUUGACGCCUUCAUCAUGGAUAAAGCUCUGCUGGACUACGAAGUUUCCAUCGACGCCGACUGUAAACUGGCAACCGUCGGAAAACCGUUCGCCAUCGAAGGUUACGGUAUCGGUCUUCCUCAGAACUCCCCUCUGACCUCCAACAUCUCAGAGUUCAUCAGCAGAUAUAAAUCAGAGGGCUACAUGGAUCUGCUGCACGACAAGUGGUACAAAGUGGUUCCCUGUGGGAACCGAGUGUUCGCCGUCACCGAGACUCUUCAGAUGGGGAUCAGUCACUUCUCUGGACUCUUCGUGUUGUUGUGUGUUGGAGUCGGCGGAGCGUUGCUGACUCUGGCAGGUGAACACGGUUUCUACCAACUCGUCCUUCCGCACAUCCGCCGCCGUCAGAACCUCAAAUACUGGCUGCACACCUCACAGAAAAUCCAUCGAGCUCUGAACAUGACGUAUGAAGACGUGAAGAGGCAGCGAGCUGAGAAAGAGAAAAGCUGUAACCUGCAGAAGCCCCCACCGGGCCCCCCCGCUCCGCCGGCCCCCGGCGCGUCGGCCAAGUGGAACAACGAGGCCACUAAGGACGCUGCUGCUGCCGCCGUUAAGGACGUCCGAGACUUCAAACGAGUCCAGUUCAACCUUGAGACCCUCAACACCCGCCGCCUGCUCGCCCGCAUUGCCGCUUCUGAUGCCAAGGGAGGCGGGGCCAAAUCUGAGGCUCAGGGACCAGCCAAGCCGAGGGCGGGGCCAAACAGUAGACUGUGUGAGAACGGAGGACCGGCGGCUUCGCUUGCUAGCCUGGUGCUCUCCUUACCCUCAUCAUCCCCAUCUUCUGCUUCCUCCUCUGGCCGACCCAAUACCUCUGCUCCCCCUGUAGCUGUAGCCCCUCCCCCUGAAUCUGUAGCCCCGCCCCAAGUCGCAGUGGCCCCGCCCCCUGCAGCAGUAGCCCCGCCCCAGCCUGGCGAACUGCAGGAGCUGCAGGAACAGAUCGACCAGAUGAGGGAGAAGCUGAGGACGGCUCUAGCCAGGAGGGCCGAGAUCCAGACCACUCUGGCCAAACCUGUUGCCACAGUGACCAACAACCCGUCUCCAGUUACCACGACGACAACAAAUACUACAACAACGACAGGAGCGCCGCCCAGCGCCCCGCCCACCAUCGCCCCGGUAACGACCUUCCCUGCCAACACGAAGUGUGUGACGACCAUGACGGACCCACCUCACAAAGUCCUGUCCAAAGUCCGGCCCCUCCACAGCAGACUGACCAAUCAGAGGAGGUGAUGCUCUCCGUACAGGUCACAUGACCCUCUCCACACGGCGGCUGUUUUAAACUGCUGAGUGGAAAAUAAAUCAGGGUUUUAUUUUUAAAUGGCAAAGUAGAGCACUAAGAACAAAGUCAUUAUUACAUCACACACAGCAGGAUGUGACAUCAUGCAUGACGGAGACUUUUAAUACAACAACACAAUAAGACCUUUAACUUCCUGUUUAUGUUCCACCUCAUCUGACGGACCAACUGUUAGUUAGUAGCUACAGACGAUGAUGUUACCGUGAUCAAUAAAGACUAAGGUCACCUUGAAUACAA